AUGUCGUCGUUGUCGUCUUCGUCUUCGUCCUCCUCUUCCGAAGCAAAAUGGCGGUUCGACGUUUUCAUUAACUUCAGAGGCGAGGACGUCCGCUCCGGCUUCGUCGCUGACCUCCACAGGUGUCUGUCUCAUGGAGGCAUCAACGCCUACAUCGACAGCGAGGACUUGAGGCGCGGGGACGAGAUCUCGCCCGCCCUCAUGAAGGCCAUCGAGGAGUCGCGGAUCGCCGUGCUCGUCUUCUCCGAGGACUACGCUUCAUCUAGGUCGUGCUUGGACGUGCUGGUCAAGGUAAUGCAGUGUAAGAGGCUCAAGGGACAGCGGAUACUGCCCGUGUUCUACAAAGUGGAGCCCAGGGUGAUUCGACGGCAGCGAGAGAGUUAUGGCCAGGCAUUGGCCAGCCACGAGAAGGAAUUGGGACAGGAUUCUGAGAGGGUGGAGAAAUGGAGGCAAGCCCUAAUUGAAGCCGGCAAUUUGUCCGGUUGGCAUUAUGACCAUGGAGAUGAUACCAAGUUCAUUGUGGGCAUCGUCAAAGAGAUCUCGGCUAUAGUAGGGCGUGUACCCUUAAGUGUUGCCAAGUAUCCCGUUGGUGUAGGUCGCCGGGUAGAAAAAGUAAUGUCGUUGUUGAGUAUGGGCUCGAAUGAUGUUCGGAUGAUAGGAAUAUGGGGAACUGGAGGUGUAGGGAAGACCACUAUCUCUAAAGAUGUCUAUAACAGUAUUAACAGUCAGUUUGAUGGGUGCAUCUUUCUUGCGAAUGUUAGAGAAAUUUCCAGUAGACGAGACGGCCUAGUUCAUUUGCAGAAAAAAUUGUUAUCCGAGAUAGGAAAGCAAAUUUAG
Eucalyptus grandis is the source of this 834-nucleotide messenger RNA. Its product is annotated as TMV resistance protein N. The transcript is spliced from 2 exons. Gene Ontology annotation, molecular function: ADP binding. The coding region runs from base 1 to 834 and encodes 277 amino acids. Gene Ontology annotation, biological process: defense response; signal transduction. The record is from RefSeq and is a predicted model, not a curated record. NCBI's taxonomy places the organism in Eukaryota, Viridiplantae, Streptophyta, Magnoliopsida, Myrtales, Myrtaceae.